AUGGAUGAACUGACGACGGGCGUCGUUGGGAGGACGGAGUGUUACGGAACGAAGAAAAUUCGCACUCUAGUGGUGUAUUCUGAAAGUAGUGCGAAUUGGGUGAUAAAUCCUGAAAGUAGUGCGUAUUGGGUGUUAUAUUCUGAAAAUUCUCCCACCACUUAAUUUUCACACCACUUAAUUUUCACACCACUUAAUUCGAGUGUCCCCCAUGUAGUACAGUAGUAUCUUUUCCUUGCUCUUCCUUCUGCUUGGCUGUGGUGGUGGCUGUGGUGGUGGGCAAAGCAAGGGCAAAGGGCAAAGGGCAAAGCAAGCUUAAUUCGAGUGUCCCCCAACGUACGUAUUGGGUGUUAUAUUCUGAAAAUUCUCCUUCCACUGCCACCGCACAAGCAAGGGCAAAGCUUAGCUUAGCUUCGCUGGUAGUGGUGGUGGCUGUGCCGUCCAGCCGCUGCCAUCUUCCUCACCAGCAGCAGCUAGCAGCGGCGCCCUUCUCCGGCCUCUCCGUGCUUUGCUGUUCUUUGCUUUGGUUCGGGGAUCCGAUUUCCAUUCCAUCCAUCUCUUGCUCCCGCGGGUCUCGUCUCUGUCUGUGUUUCCCUGAUCAUUCAUUACUGGUCAUGUGGGGCGAUCGGACUCAUCACAAGCACUGGAAUCAAGCUCAUGUUCCCUCUGGAACUUCUAAGGACAAAUUCCAGGCCAAAGGGCAACCGAAGUUUAUUCCUGACAAUUACAGUUCAGUGGAUGAGGUUACUGCUGCGUUGAGAGACGCUGGUCUUGAGUCAUCAAAUCUGAUUCUUGGUAUUGACUUCACCAAAAGCAAUGAAUGGUCAGGCAGAUAUUCCUUUGGAAGAAAAUCUCUGCAUGCCAUUAGUGCCACCCCUAAUCCAUAUGAGCAAGCAAUUUCUAUAAUUGGGCGAACACUGUCUCCUUUUGAUGAUGACAACUUGAUACCAUGUUUUGGAUUUGGUGAUGCUUCUACGCAUGAUCAGUCCGUCUUCAGCUUCUACCAAGACAGUCGUUCUUGCUGUGGUUUUGAAGAGGUUCUUGAAAGAUAUAGGCAAAUUGUCCCACAUUUGAACCUUUCAGGACCGACUUCUUUUGCUCCUCUUAUCUACGCAGCAAUUUCUGUUGUCGAAAAUAGUAACUUGCAAUACCAUGUCCUCGUCAUCAUAGCUGAUGGACAGGUGACCACCUCAAAUACAAAGGAUGGAAAAUUAAGUCCGCAAGAGCAAGCAACUAUACAAGCAAUUGUUGAUGCAAGCUACUAUCCUCUUUCAAUUGUGAUGGUUGGGGUGGGAGAUGGGCCAUGGGAUGCGAUGCAACACUUCGAUGACUGUAUUCCUGACAGAGCUUUUGACAAUUUUCAGUUUGUGAACUUCACAGAGAUUAUGUCAACAAGUAAGGAUAUGCCAAAGAAAGAGGCUGCAUUUGCCCUUGCAGCCCUUAUGGAAAUACCUUCUCAAUAUAAAGCAACUCAAGGCCUCCGACCACUGGAGAAGCAUGCGGGUCAUGUGGCCAGUCAUCUGAGGAUUCUUCCUCCUCCAAACAAAGUUCUUGAGAACGACAACGCUGCAGCCUCACGUCCUCCAACUGCAAGCUCCCAGUCAACUGGCUUCGGAAAGAAUACCACUGAUGAGCAGGUUUGCCCAAUCUGCUUAACCAAUCCAAAGGACAUGGCUUUUCAAUGCGGUCACCUGACAUGCAAGGAAUGUGGCCCAACUCUAUCAACAUGCCCCUUAUGCCGCGUGCCAAUUACGAUGCGUGUAAGGCUCUACUCGUGAGGUCAUCUGACCUUCUAGAAUGCAGGAACAAAGGACUCAAUUCAAUCAGUAUAGUGUAUAUGGUGUCGAACAGUAAGGAGAUGAAGAACUCGGAAGCACAAGGACUCUCAAUUCAUGCCAAGAUGCGGAUGGCGUGAAAACUAUGUGAAAAAAAAGGCUAAAUUAAACUAUGCUGGAUUAGUUUCAGUUUCAAAGGACAGGUAUAUCCUUUGGGAUAUUGUAUUUGUUUCUUUUUCUUGUAUGUAGUAGGAAUAAGCUGACCUGUGAUGCUUGGCCCAAAGAACUUACCGAAGGCAGUUGCGGAGAUGGCUUUGCUGCUGCAUUGUUGAUCUUCAGAGACAAUCCUAAUUGGGACGAUUUCAAGUAGUGAAGUACCAAUACAUCCUUUCCUUUUGUCUUGCAGAUCAAAUUCCCUGUGACUGCAAUCGACCUGUUCUAAUUGCAGGGAUAUAAAAGUGUGAAACAAUGGGAGAAACACACGGUACCAGUCAUCUUAUUCUGAAACUCGUAAUGGAGGUCGAUCUGAAUGGAUCAGCUACGUUACGUGCUCAGCUCGUUGUAAUCUAUUUUAGCAGCUGAUUGUGUUAUUUACUUCAUCUUUUCAA
Messenger RNA from Oryza sativa Japonica Group (Japanese rice), 2380 nucleotides. RefSeq names its product E3 ubiquitin-protein ligase RGLG3. Gene Ontology annotation, biological process: protein ubiquitination. The record is from RefSeq and is a predicted model, not a curated record. NCBI's taxonomy places the organism in Eukaryota, Viridiplantae, Streptophyta, Magnoliopsida, Poales, Poaceae. Gene Ontology annotation, molecular function: ubiquitin-protein transferase activity. Gene Ontology annotation, cellular component: nucleus.